Messenger RNA from Rangifer tarandus platyrhynchus (Svalbard reindeer), 221 nucleotides. NCBI's taxonomy places the organism in Eukaryota, Metazoa, Chordata, Mammalia, Artiodactyla, Cervidae. The record is from the annotation of a GenBank genome assembly.
CUUCAACAGGUGCACCAUUUCCCCGGGGAACAAUGGAACAGCUGGAGAUGCUUGCUUCAUUCAACCCAGGAAGUGAUGAGAGCUUUCACGGCCCCAUUCGGGCGGGGCCUGUGGCUUUACUCACCUACUCACACCUCUCAGCUCAGCUCCUGACAGAUCGGACCUGCCCUUGUGCCCAUAACCAGAGAGAGCUGUCAGUUCGUAAGGGCUUGUAUGAUUAG